Messenger RNA from Nasonia vitripennis (jewel wasp), 2523 nucleotides. RefSeq lists its product as uncharacterized. The transcript has 2 exons. NCBI's taxonomy places the organism in Eukaryota, Metazoa, Arthropoda, Insecta, Hymenoptera, Pteromalidae. Bases 315 to 1235 code for a protein of 306 amino acids. The record is from RefSeq and is a predicted model, not a curated record.
UCCUCCUACAGCUGUGUCGCUUUGUAGUUACCGGCUGACCCUCGAGUGGCCACCGCCGAGUAGAGAAAACUAGUUUUUACCCGCGCGAGCCUAGUCAGUUGUUGUUGUUCCCUUUCAGCAGUCGGUUUCGCGCGGAGCCACAUCACGAACGUCUCUCUGCUGUCGUUUGUGUAGAAAUCACUGAGGACGUUCCUUAACCACCUCCCCUAAACCUCCCCUACCGAGUGCCAGAUAGCAAAGGUCCUUGACGGCCAGGCGCAGAACGCUGACAAAGCAACGGCGCACCCGUCAGAACACAGCCCAGCUCAGCGAAGAUGCAGGAAGUCAGCAGCAACAACACCCCCUCGGUCCUGGUGGAACCACCCCCGCAUCAACCCAUUUCUAACGAGUCCAGCUGUCCCGUGGCCAAGACGAAGCGCAAGGCUAGGUCGACCCGUCGUCGCCUCAACGCCAUGAUGAGCAACGCGUCGCUUCACUUCUCCGACACCGAUUCCGAGGGCGAGCUCAGUGUCCCGAGAAUCUCAACGCCGAAUUACUCCGUUAAGAAUGCCGCUGCCAACGGAGGUACCGGCAACCUCCUGCACCCGGUGAUCUCCGUUACGCUCGACGGCAGCGAUGACUCUUCCUACGGCGGCGGCAACGAGCGCAGGAACAGCUUCCUGGAGAACCUCACCGACGUCGACGAGAUCUACACCAGCGAGCCCGAGAACGACGCCAAGAUGCCCAUCAAGUCCGUAACCUCGACGCCUCGAGGCAGCUUGACUGUCGGGGAGAAUCCGCACCAAGGCGAGACAGACCUGGAGGACAUGUCGAACGACGAUGAGGAGGUCGUUCAGGCGCCGAUUUUCAUCAAGCCGCGCAGCGACAUCCUCGUCGACUUCAACGGCGAGACCAUCACGACCAAGGAGGGCGACGGGCCCUUCAGCAUCGAGGUGCGCAACCAGAUGUCCAUCGACGAGGAGGCUAAAGACCUGGACAAUGACACACCGGACAUCGUGGUCAUGCCCACUACCGACAGCGAGGACAUGGAGGCUUCUGAUGAGGACGAGGAGGGCGAAGCUUGCGGACAGAGAAAAGAGUCGUACGAAGCCUUUGAUGUACUCGCGGCUUCGCAAAUCGUCAUGAGGAACGUUGAUAAGAUGGAACAGCAGCUGCUGAGAGUCAAGUCACCGUCCGGAGGGGCUGAGGAUGGCGGUAUCAAUGAAAGCCACACGGACGUCGAGGAUAUCGAGUAGAUGAAGAUUAUGAUAGAUAUAUAAGACUUUUUAAAGUUGUUCAGAGAGUCGAUGAUUCGUAUUUUUCAAUAUCUUUUUGAUUGUUGUUAUCAGGAAAUUUCUCAGCUCUUUGAAUAUUUUUUACUCGAAAAUUAUAAGAUCUUGUAGCCCGUUGUUUCUCGUUUUAAUUGUCUCUUGUUAUAUGAAUUUUCAAAGGAACAAAUAUCCGAAAUACUUAGGGACGAUGUAGAAGCCAAAAAUUUGCAAAUCAAUACAUUACGUACUCAACAAUUUGCCGUACGUGGUAUAACGAGUGUGUAACUAGUCUAAAAUUGUAUUACUGAGUUCUGAGAAAUUCAGUUGAUGGUUACGUCGUAAUUUUUAUACAAAAUAUAUUUUUUUAAUUUAAUUGCUGUGCUGCAAAAUAAAAUUCAUAUGUGUACAAACAAAACGGUUUCCUCUUGAGCGCACGUCUAUGCUCGCUUAUCUACAUGGUGUAAAAUUUUCUUCAAUCGAUUCAAACUUUCAGUAAAUUAGUAUCGAUAGCGUCAUAUUAUUUAUGUGAUAAGAAAAAAGUAACCCACUGAAUACUCUUUUGUGUCUAUUUCCGUUGCUUACCGACGGGAUCGCUGCCCUCGACAAUGUCGUAUAGGCAAUAAAAUGGAUUAUUAAAUAUUCUAAAGCCAUACGUCAAGUGUUAGCAUCACACACGAUUUGACGGUGGAACAAUUAUACAUCAUAUCAUAAAUGUGUUUAGUGCAACUUAUGUACUAUCUACGUGUACCUCGCAAAUUCAGAUAAUAUAGUAUUGUUGAAAUUUUACGGGUGAAGUUAACUAAUGAAAAAUGACGAUAAUACGCGAAUGCCUUUUAGAGAUUAGAAAUAUAACUAAUAUUUUCGAUGUCCGAAUUUGCCGAUGCAUUGAUGUAGUGAUGAUUAUAAAAUUCUAAAGUCUAAUAAUAUACGAAAAAUUAGUGAAGCGUUUUUGAAACAGCAAACCUAGAUUAAAUUCAUAUAUUACCUGUUGACUUAUAUGAAACGCAGUUUAUUACUAUUGCUGUUAUCGUUACUAAUAGAUACAUGUUCUAUCGGAUCGUUAUGUAUAUAAAAAUAGAAAUAUAUUUAUUGUAUACGUAUAAUGUUCUGACUAUCAUUGCAUCUUAAAAGCAGAUAAGUGCUUGUUAGUUAAUUGUACGAUGCCUCCCGCGUUUACGGGGGAAUUGCGAGCGUUUACAGCAGCAAUUCACAGGUGCUGUCUCUUAUGUUUAUGUAAAACUCAGGUGAAAUAAACGAGAUUAUAAUAAUGAAA